Molecule: messenger RNA, 1667 nt
Organism: Drosophila hydei
Lineage: Eukaryota; Metazoa; Arthropoda; Insecta; Diptera; Drosophilidae
Product: lachesin
Exons: 8
Coding region: 206-1630 (474 amino acids)
Biological process (GO): homophilic cell-cell adhesion; synapse organization
Cellular component (GO): plasma membrane; neuronal cell body; axon
Molecular function (GO): protein binding; axon guidance receptor activity
Source: RefSeq, a predicted model, not a curated record
AUCUAAAAGUUGGGCGUGCGCAGAGUAAAAUGAAAAUGUUAAGGAUAAAUACAACUAUACUUGUCAGCCAGAAACAUUGGUCUAUUUUGUAACUGAUAAAGAUUGUUGUUUACUUAAUAUUAAGAAUAUUUAAUAAUUUGUUUAAAAUCGAGGAGAGAAAGAUCCUUGAAUGGAAUAAAAGUCAGUUUGUGGCAAAAAAAGCAACAUGAUAACAUUCGUUUGCAAUCAUUGGGCGACUAUGCAAUUCUUCAUUUAUAUUUUGGCUUUUACGAUUACGUUUAGAGUGUCCAUUUGUGAGGGAUCAUUUAUACUGCCAGAAAAUGAAGCUCCUACUACAGCACCAAAAUUUUUGUCUAGGGGCCACCUUUAUAAAGUAAUUGUUGGCGAAACAAUUGAAUUGCCAUGUAAAGUUCAAAAUCUUGGUUCAUACGUAUUGCUAUGGAGAAAAGGCUCUUCCGUUCUCACUGCUGGUCACUUAAAAAUUUCAAGAGAUCAGAGAUUUAAAAUUGGUACAGACUACAAUCUUCAGAUAAACGGUGUUAAAACUCAAGAUGCCGGCGACUAUAUUUGCCAGCUUGGAGACCAGGAGAAUCGAGAUCAGGUUCACACGGUUGAAAUAUUAGUUCCACCAACGCUGAGAGCCCUUCCACAUAAUGGUCAAGUGACUGCGCGAAAGGGAAGCACAGUUACACUCGAGUGUAAGGCAUCGGGCAAUCCAGUCCCAACAAUAUACUGGUUCAAAAAAGACGUUUACUCUGGACCAACCCAUUUGUCAGACAGCUCUACCUUGAUUUUAGAAAAUGUCGAUAGACAUCAUGCAGGCACAUAUCAAUGUUCUGCCGACAAUGGUGUUAAAGAACGAGUAUCAAUGGAUAUUCAGCUAACAAUUUUAUCUCCUCCGGAAAUUACUGUGGAGAAAGCAUGGGUUCACGCCGCAGAAGGAUACGACAUAGAGCUUGUAUGUGUUGUUCAUGGGGAUGUAAAUUCUGAAAUGCUGUGGUACCAGAACUCGUUCCUAUUGGAUCCAACUGAUCGACGCUCGAUGUAUCCUCAUGAUGAUAGAUACAGUCUUAUUAUCCGAAAUUUUCAACAAACUGAUUUUGGGAACUAUAGCUGUGUUGCCGACAAUGCGCUAGGGCGUACGAAGAAAUACAUUGAGGUUUCUGGAAGACCGGGUCCAGCCGAUUUUAUCUCACCAGCCUUAAGUGGUUUUCUAGAUCAUUAUAACUUGACUUGGACAAUAGAGUCGAUACCACCCCUAGAUGAAAUUAAAUUAUUAUAUCGAAGGCUGCUUAUGAACGAAACUUACCAGCAUCCUGGUAAAUGGCACGAAUAUCACAUAAAGCCAAUUCCGAUCCGGACUGACAGCACACACUAUUUAAUGUCAUACGUUGUACGCAACUUGGAACAUAAUGCUGUCUAUGAGGCAAUAGUGCAAGCUAAAAAUAAAUAUGGAUGGAAUGAGAUAAGCGACAUUCAUCAAUUUUAUACUCGAAAUCAUGAUCUUCUUCUCGACAUCGAUAUGGAAUACAAAAUGGGAAUUUCAAGUUGUAAUCGAUUAGAAAUCGCCAUGGUCCUAUUACUUUUACCUUACAUUAUUUUAAGUGUAUCGGUUAAGAUUAUUAUUUAAAAAUAUUCAGUUAUGUUAAAAAAAAAUUAAGUUCAAA